UCCACACUACAUUAUGUCUGCAAGUGCUAUGGAGAGUAUGCUGGGAAAGACGGUGCGCGGAAGUGACGGACGCGAGGUGGCGACCAGCAGUCUUGACGGAACGGUGGUGGGCCUCUACUUCUCAGCCCACUGGUGCCCUCCAUGCAGGGUCUUUACUCCGCAGCUGGCGACGACGUACGAGGCCAUCCGUGGGGCAGGGCAUCCGUUCGAGAUUGUCUUUGUCUCGUCAGACAGGACCGAGGACUCGUAUGAUGAGUAUCUGGCGUCUAUGCCCUGGCUCGCCCUCCCCUUUGGCUGCCCCGAGAGCAUGGCCUUGGGCUCACGGUUUGGCAUCCGCGGCAUUCCGGCGCUGGUUCUCCUCGGCCCAGACGGUGAGGUGCUGACCAAGGAUGGUCGCUCGGUUCUCGCUGGCGAUCCCAAGGGCCUCGGCUUUCCCUGGGCUUCCUGGAUCCGUCGACGGCCGGGCUCAAGGCUGUCGAUCCCAGUGCUGGACUGGACUCGACGCGGAUCACGCCAAUGGCCAUUGCGCUGGCGGCGCUCGAGGCCGAUCCGGGUGCCAAGCUCCACGCCAAGGUCAAGGCGCUAACUAUGCUCAACAAGAUGGCCCGUAACGUCAUUGCUCACCCGCUGGAGCCCAAGUACCGCUCGGUCCGGAAGGCCAACAAGACUGUGGCGACAAAGAUCCUCGCCGUUCCACACGCCGCCACUGUGGCCGAGGCCCUUGGUUUUGUUGACUCGGGAGGUGACGAGCUGGCGCUCACGCCGUCCGAGGCCGGAUGGCUUGUUCUUGUCGACGCCCAAAAGUAUCUCGAGCGGACGCUGGCUCGGCUGGCGGCCGAGCCGGGUGCGAGCCCGCCGGCGGCGGCUGCGGCAUCGAGCGCUUCGAGCACGUCGACGACGACGAGUGCGGCGGCGACUCCGUUUGGCAUGCCUGCCGCGGGCACAGCCGCCGCGCCGACAGCCUAUGGAGACGGGAUGGUCGGCGGUGGCGGGAUGGGCGGCGGGAUGGGUGGCGGCAGCGACUUUACCGCCAUGACGCAGGCCAUGCAGCACGACCCGGCGAUGAUGCAGCAGAUGCAGGCGAUGAUGGCGGACCCAGCGGUGCUGGCGCAAGCGCGGGCGGCGAUGGAGGCCAACCCGGCGAUGCAGGCGCAGGCGGCGGCGCUGAUGGCCAACCCUAAUGCGAUGGCCGAGCUCAUGCGGAUGCUAGGGCAGAACCCGCCGGGCGGGCGCCGUGAGUUCAAGCACGCGCAGCGAGCUAUGCUGCUUCGCGGGAGCUGUGGAUCAUGUCGUCAAUGGCGUCGGCGUCGACAAUGAGCUUGUCGAUGGUGGCCUGGAUGUCCGGCAGCGGAACGCCGUCGCGGAUGAGGGUGCGGACGAGGCGGAAGAGUUGGUCGUAGAUGUCGGCCGAGCAAACGGCGCAGACCUCGGGCGGGAGCAGCGCCAGUCGCUGCAUGCCGUAGUCGAGGAGGACACAGCAGAGCUCGGGGGCGACCAGGCCGCGCUCGAUGAGCGACAUGGCGGUGUCGACUGUUUGGGCAGUCGACGGCUCAUAAAUCAGCCGCGGCAUGUCA
Thecamonas trahens ATCC 50062 is the source of this 1574-nucleotide messenger RNA. RefSeq lists its product as uncharacterized. Lineage: Eukaryota; Apusomonadida; Apusomonadidae. Bases 517 to 1317 code for a protein of 266 amino acids. The transcript has a single exon. Gene Ontology annotation, cellular component: cytoplasm. The record is from RefSeq and is a predicted model, not a curated record.